Messenger RNA from Cornus florida, 1754 nucleotides. Its product is annotated as serine carboxypeptidase-like 18. The record is from RefSeq and is a predicted model, not a curated record. Gene Ontology annotation, molecular function: acyltransferase activity, transferring groups other than amino-acyl groups; serine-type carboxypeptidase activity. The coding region runs from base 39 to 1520 and encodes 493 amino acids. Lineage: Eukaryota; Viridiplantae; Streptophyta; Magnoliopsida; Cornales; Cornaceae. The transcript has 14 exons. Gene Ontology annotation, biological process: secondary metabolic process; proteolysis.
CUAUGUAUGUAUCUCUAAGUUAAAGUCAGACCACAUAUAUGGCAUCACCAAUGCAAGCAUUUGGCCGACAUUGCGUCAAAAAUUUCUUUCAAUAUUACAAUUGUUGUAGUAAAACGAAUUCAACAAUAUUCUCAUGUUUACUCCUCCUAUUGCUUCUCUCUGCUACUGCAAUUUCAAAGUCCAUUAUCAACACUCUGCCUGGCUAUAAAGGUGAUCUGCCCUUUAAGCUUGAAACAGGAUAUGUGAGCGUGGGGGAGUUGGACGAUGUGCAGCUAUUUUACUACUUCAUCGAGUCAGAAGGCAGUCCAAAGGAGGACCCUCUUAUGAUUUGGCUCACUGGAGGACCUGGUUGUUCUGGUUUUAGUGGCAUUGCUUAUGAAACUGGUCCAUUAAAUUUUAACACACAGGAUUUCAAUGGAAAUUUUCCAACAUUUAUAUUGAACCCAUAUUCAUGGACAAAGGCGGCCAGCGUAAUAUUUUUAGAUGCACCAGUUGGCACUGGAUUUUCCUAUGCUGACAACACAGAAAGUUACGCCAUGGAUGAUGAAAUGUCAGCCGCACAAAUCUAUGAAUUUUUGAGAAAGUGGCUUAAGGAUCAUCCAAUGUUCACGUCAAAUGACUUUUAUAUGACUGGUGAAUCAUAUUCCGGCAUAACUAUCCCCAUCAUUGUUCAAGAAAUAUAUAAAGGAAAUGAAGUUGGAAAAGAGCCGCUAAUCAAGCUAAAAGGAUACGUGCUUGCAAGCCCUCUAACUAGUGAACAUGAUGAUAAAAAUUCCAGAGUUGAAUAUGCUCACCGGCUGACACUUCUUUCAGAUGGACUAUAUGAGUCGGUGAAGAGAAAUUGUAAUGCUGAGUACGUGAAUGUGGAUCCAAACAAUGCCGAUUGUGUGAAGGAUCUUCAAAUUGUCACAGAGUGCCUUGAAAAAGUAAAUCUUCCACAAAUUUUGGAACCUGAAUGUUCUUUUACUUCCCCCAAUUCAACUACUAAAAUAAAAUGGGAAAGAAGGUUGUUCGAAGAGGAUCCAACAGACUUUCUUCUUUCAUCUCCUCAACACUCUAAACUAUGGUGCAGGAACUAUAAUUACGCGCUCUCUUACAUGUGGGCAAAUGAUAAGAGUGUCCAACAGGCUCUCGGAGUUCGUGAGGGAACAGUAAAAGAAUGGUUGAGAUGUAACAAGGACUUGGCCUACACAAAAACAGUAUCUAGUAGUCUUGCUUAUCAUCAAUACCUCCUUUAUAAUACAAAUUAUCGAGCUCUAAUUUACAGUGGCGAUCACGACAUGAAUAUUCCAUAUCUAAGUACACAUGCAUGGAUCAAUUCUCUCAAUCUAUCUAUCAGUCAAGAUUGGAAACCCUGGUUUGUUGAUGCUCAAGUUGCAGGAUACUCAAUGAAAUAUUACUAUCAUGGAUACCAUUUGACAUAUGCAACUGUGAAGGGAGGGGGUCACACAGCUUCAGAGUAUAAGCCAAAAGAAUGCCUUGCCAUGCUUUAUAGGUGGCUUGCUUAUUAUCCCCUCUAGUCAUCUACUAGUAUUUAAAGUGUCAAUUGAGUACUCAUAUGAGCUAUAUGUCUUCCCUUGACUUUUUGCCAAAAAUACCCAUUACAAAGUCAAGGGGUUUUAAAAUUGGGCCAACCAAAAGUUUCUUAUUGUAAUGUUUAUUUGUUUCAUUAUCUUUAAUUUUUGUUGGUAGGGUUAUGAUACUCAAUGUACUUCAAACACUAUCCAAAUAUUAUUAUUGUAAUUGGUUUAAAA